AUGCCAGAGCUGUGCGAUGGGCGUCUUGAUGAACUCCUGAAAGAAGCGGCUAGUCGCCUCGCGACGAAGCAGCCGCCACGGCCCAAGGAUUGCACCUUGACUGCUAUGAAGGCCGCACCUGCCAAUCCAACACUGGAUUCAAAGGUGCAAGCCAAGGCACAAGGCCCGAAGAGUGCUAUGCUUCGCGAUCCUAGGCCAGCGGAGAAAAAGACUGCCAAAGACAAUGCCGGCCCAGGCUGGUUUGGCAUUCCCAAGACAGAUCCCAACGAUCCCGAGCUGAAGCGAGACCUUCAGAUUCUUCACAUGAGAGGAACCGCCAUCGACUCCAAGCGACACUACAAGAAGGAAUCCCUCAAGGCCAAGGUACCUCGAUACGCUCAUGUUGGACGCAUUGUCGAGGGCCCGACCGAGUUCUACAGCGCUCGCUUGACACGCAAGGAGAGAAAGCAGACCCUGGUGGAUGAGUUGUUGAGCGCAGAAAAGGCGUCGGGCAAAUUCAGAUCCAAAUAUGAGGCGAUUCAGACGAAGAAGGCAAGUGGCAAAAAGGCCUUUUACAAAAAACUGGUUGAGCGCCGCCGGCGCAGUCGCCAGUAG
Colletotrichum fioriniae is the source of this 594-nucleotide messenger RNA. NCBI's taxonomy places the organism in Eukaryota, Fungi, Ascomycota, Sordariomycetes, Glomerellales, Glomerellaceae. The record is from RefSeq and is a predicted model, not a curated record.